This is a messenger RNA of Drosophila willistoni, 980 nucleotides long. RefSeq lists its product as uncharacterized. Lineage: Eukaryota; Metazoa; Arthropoda; Insecta; Diptera; Drosophilidae. Bases 33 to 899 code for a protein of 288 amino acids. The record is from RefSeq and is a predicted model, not a curated record. The transcript is spliced from 4 exons.
CUAAUGCGGAUAAACAAGCUAACUAAAGAAUCAUGAGUAGUAACUCAAGCUUAAAGCUACAAUUGCUUAACAUUUGUAAACUUUUAAUUACAAUCAUAAUUCUAAAUGAAAUUACUCUUGUGACCGUCUCAGGGGUGGAGUACUACACAGAGAAACCAUCCUUUUUGCCCUCAUGUCGGAUCUAUGAGCCGGGCUUUACAAAAUGCUCUACCAACAGUAUUCAGAAACUUAUCAAUCAACUAAGCAUUGGCAUUCCAGAGGUACUCGAAAGUUUUGGAAACUUUGAUCCUAUGAGAGUGCGGAAUAUUGUAUUCAAGCAGGAUAAUAAUGAAGUGGCCACAAUAAGGGCCAAUCUCACAGAAUUAGUGGUUAAGGGUUAUUCAAAAACAGAAAUCAAAGAAAGUCGUGUCAGUAAAAAGGAUUUUAGCUGGCAGACGAAACUGUUUUUGCCCAAAAUGCGUCUGGAUGGCAAAUAUAAAAUGAAUGGACGCAUUUUACUGAUUCCUUUAAGUGGCUCCGGCAACAUAUUCAUAGAGAUCGAGAAUAUGGAUAUAUUGAUGCUAACCAAGACGCGUUUAUAUGAGAAAGGUGGUUUCACUUUCUAUAAUCUAACAUCCCUGAGAGUGCAUCUAAACAUGACUAGGGUACGCACUCAACUGGAUAAUCUCUUCAAUGGCCGCAGCAAGGAAGUGGAAAGAAGUACCAAUCAGUUUUUCAACGACAAUUGGAGAGAUUUCUAUGAGGCAUUGCGUCCGCUGAUUGUUGAGACAGUGGAGAGUAUUUUGCUUGAAUGGUUGUCCAAGGUUUUUCAUCUGAUUCCAGCAAACUUCUUUGUGGAGGAUAUACCAACACCUCAACAGCUCUAUGGGCCAAAAGCAACCACUUCGAAUGGCAGUUAAGUUCAAAGUGUAUUUUUUUUUUGUAUUAUCAUGGGAAUCCAAUAAAUUUUGCGGUACUACAAUGUAGUGAUAAAUUAAAAA